ACCCCCGAUCGGUAGUGACGAGCAGAACCUGAUCUGUGCUGUUACGUACGUACAUCCGAUAUUCACGAAGAAAGUGCAAUAAUGCAAGGAUGAUAUGGAGAAGAUACCCUCUAAUUCAAUGUUAAUAGGAAAAUUCAAGAUGCCAAGAUCACCUCGGAAUUACACAUAUAUUUUAGUCAUUUUAUCUACUUUCGCAAUAUCAUUAGUCAAUGGACAAGUUCCAACAUGUGAUAAUUUCAAUGGAGGAUGUAGUGAUAUAUGUACGCCCCUAUCUGCAUCAGGAGGAGUAAUAUGUUCGUGUACAGACAACAAAACGUUAGCCAACAAUAACAGAGUCUGUGUCCCACCAGAUACAAAAGUUUGUGAUGGAUCGACCCAGUUUACAUGUGCCAAUGGAGAUAAAUGUAUACCACUCAUCCAGGCUUGUGACAUCACUGAUGACUGCGGGGACGAGUCUGAUGAGGGAACUAACUACUGCUAUGACCAUAAAUGCGGUGUAGAUCAGUUCACAUGUGACAACGGAAAAUGUAUUUAUGAACAGUUUAAAUGUGAUUUCUUCAAUGAUUGCUUCGAUAACAGUGAUGAAAACCCAGACAUAUGUGGAUUUGUUACAUGUUCCCCUGGAUCGUUUGCGUGUGCCAAUGGUAUCUGUAUAUCAAACACUUCUCUAUGUAAUGGUAUUGAUGAAUGUUUAGAUGGCAUGGCUAGUGAUGAACUUGGUUGCCCCGACAGAACAUGUUCCCCUGGUACUGUCCCGUGUGAGAACAGUAAUAUCUGUAUUCCACCCCAGUGGCUGUGUGAUCGAUCUAAUGACUGUGGUGAUAACUCGGAUGAAGACAGCUCUUUCUGCAGAAACCGAACAUGCUCAGUGGAAGAUUUCUUGUGUCAAAGUGGUAACUGUAUCCCAGGAGCCUGGUUCUGUGAUGAAAGAUCAGAUUGUCCUGAUGGCGACGACGAGGUUGAAGAUGUCUGCACUGCUCCUAAUUUCACUUGUCAUUAUGGUCUCUUUACCUGUGAUGACGGAACAUGUAUCACUGAGGAAUGGGAAUGUGAUGGUAUACCAGAAUGCCCAGACGGCUCAGAUGAAUACAGAAGUUGCCCGGAAUAUGUUUGCCCGGAAAACUUCUACAAGUGUGAGCAGAAGAAGCAUCUAAAGAACAGAUGCAUCCCCGACACUGCUGUAUGUGAUGGACAGGUUGAUUGUGCCAUGGGAGAUGAUGAAUUCCAGAACUGCACUAUGCGUACCUGUAUGCCAGGAGAGUAUUCAUGUCGAAAUGGUCUUUGUAUCAGAGAUGAAUUCCUCUGUGACCAUGAGAACGACUGUGGGGAUCAAUCAGAUGAAGGAUCAGCGUGUAACUAUGCUCGAUGUGAUCCUGAAACGGAAUUCACCUGUAACAACGGUUUGUGUGUGAUGGCAUCCUGGGUAUGUGACGGUGUUAGUGAUUGCAGAGAUCGUUCCGAUGAACACGGAUGUGAUGAAAACACACCUACAUGUGCUCCUGGUGAAUAUAUGUGUGGAGAUGGAUCCUGUAUUCUACAACAACUCGUUUGUAAUAACGAACCUGACUGUAAUGAUGGUUUAGAUGAAUACCGCUGCGGGGUGAAUGAAUGUGAGAACAAUGCCACUGGGUGCCAUCAUAACUGUGUGAACACGGCUAAUAGUUACUACUGCACAUGUAAUGAUGGGUUCCGGUUGAACGCUGACGGGCGAACGUGUGACGAAAUAAACGAGUGUGUUGAGACUCCGGGAAUCUGUAGCCAGAUAUGUGAGAACACGGUUGGAGGAUACAUCUGUAUGUGCGUUGAUGGCUACACCCUACGUAAUGAUAGGAGAUCGUGUAAACACAACUCGGCAAUUGAUCCCAUAAUCAUCUUCAGCAACAUAUACUAUGUUCGGUCUCUCUCACUUGAUGGACGUGAAUACAAUCUGAUCGCAGACGACUUCGGGAGCGCUGUAGCUUUUGAUUUCGACUAUGCUGAGAGUCGUCUCUACGUCAUGGAUAUAGUGCGAGGGCACAUCCUUCGAAUGUGGGUGAACGGAACAGAUCGUGAGGUCAUCAUCGACGACUUCGUCAACGGUGGAGAGGGAAUGUCUGUUGAUUGGGUUGGAAGAAAACUGUACUGGGUUGAUAGUGUUAACGAUGUGAUGGAGGUAGCUGAGCUGGAUGGUAGUCAGAGGAAAACGUUAGUCUAUACUGGAAUGGAUCAACCAAGGGCUGUGGUGGUUAACCCUAAACAUGGUCACGUGUACUGGACUGACUGGGGUCUCGAUGCCUAUAUUGGACGUGUAGGCAUGGAUGGUACAGGAAAGACUCGUUUCCAUGACAACAGGAUGGUCUUUCCAAAUGGACUGACCAUUGAUUAUGCUGCAGAGCGACUAUAUUGGUGUGAUGCCCAUCUAAAUCAUGUAGCAUUUUCUGACUUGGACGGUAACACCCUCCAUAUAGUACCAACCCGAGGCACACCAUUGGCACACCCUUUUGCCAUCUCACUAUUCGAAGAUGACGUCUACAUAACAGACUGGAAUGAGAAAACAAUACGUCGGUUUGACAAACUCGGUGGACGGCACAUCAUGGAGUAUGUGGAAACCCUUCAGCUACCAAUGGAUAUACAUAUCUAUCAUCCACUCCGACAGGACCAAACUCUCGUCAAUCCCUGUGGAUCGAACAAUGGAGGUUGUUCACACAUGUGCCUUAUUGCCCCUGGCGGUCAGAGCUUCACAUGUGCUUGUCCAGACAGUUUCGUGCUCGAUGACGACGGUGUUACCUGUCUGGCAGACUGCUCGUCCAAUCAGUUCGCCUGUGCCAACCAAGAAAAAUGCAUCCCGUUGUCAUGGAGAUGUGAUACAGAGAAGGAUUGUUCUGAUGGGUCAGACGAGCCUGUGGAUUGUCCUACACGAUACUGUCCUGAUAGAAACUUUCAGUGUGAUGAUACUGCCUGUGUUCCAUCUACUGAGAUCUGCAACGGAGAAGGGAAUUGUUUAGACGGAUCCGACGAAGCUCAUUGUAAUACGACAGUAUGUCAGCCAUGGGAGUUCCGAUGUGGUACAGGAUCAUGUAUUAACCAUGUUCUAGCUUGUAAUGGAGUAGAGAACUGUCCGGAUGGCUCUGAUGAAGUACAGGAUGUGUGUGCUGAACGGGGAUGUUCUGAAGGCUACUUCCAGUGUGGUACUGGGUACUGCAUCCCACAAACAUGGGUGUGUGAUCUCGACAAUGACUGUGGAGAUGCCAGCGAUGAACCUUUAAGAGAAUGUCAAUCACGAGCCACCUGUCCAAGUGGUUGGUUCUCAUGUGUGUCUAACUACCGCUGUGUGCCGUCUUGGGCUGUGUGUAAUGGUUAUGAUGAUUGCCGAGAUAACUCUGACGAAGAACAGUGCGCUACGGCCACUUGUGAAGUUGGUGAGUUCCAGUGUGUAAAUGGAGACUGUAUCCCUGAACGUUGGGUGUGUGACUUUGAGAAUGAUUGUACCGACGGAUCUGAUGAGCAAACUUGUACUUUUAGACAAUGUUCAGAGAGUGAGUUCCGUUGCACUUCAAACAAGUGCAUCCCACAGAGAUUCGUAUGUGACUUUGAGGAAGAUUGUCCCGGAGGAGACGACGAGGUCGCUUGUCCGGAACGAAUGUGUUACUUCCCAAGUCAGUUCCAGUGUGCCAGUGGUCACUGUAUUGAUGAAAGUUUUGUGUGUGAUGGAACCAGUCAGUGUCAAGACUCAUCAGAUGAAAUAGACUGUCCCACCAGACUUCCUCAAGGUUUAUACUGCUACCCAAACCAAUUCACCUGUGAUGACACGGUAUGUCUCCCUCUUAGUUGGAGAUGUGAUGGAACGAAUGAUUGUCCUGAUGGUAGCGAUGAAACCCUUUCAUUAUGCUCAUCCAUACCCUGUGAUCCAGAAGAAAGAUGGCGUUGUGAUAAUGGUUUCUGUAUUCCACGGAGUGGUCUGUGUGAUGGCGUUGAUACGUGUGGUGAUGCCAGCGAUGAAAAUAACCACGAUUUAUGUGAUGAAGUAAGACAGUGUACACCUGAUGAAUUCAAGUGCGUCAAUCAGAAUUGCAUUUCUCAAGAAAAUGUAUGUGAUCUUCAGGACGAUUGUGGUGAUAUGUCAGAUGAGUAUGGCUGCUAUGAUUCUGGUAGUUGUUCAGAAGACAAUGGAGGAUGCCAGGAAGUGUGUAUUCCGUUGCUCUUAGGAUACUACUGCUCAUGCGCAGAUGGACAUCAAUUAGCAGAUGAUAGAUCAGGAUGUGAAGAUAUUGAUGAGUGCUUAGACAACCCAUGUCAGCAGCAGUGUUCAAACACCAAGGGAUCGUAUGAAUGUAGCUGCUCUGAGGGUUACCAAGAUGAUGGUGUCAUCUUAAACGGUCAAGAUUGCAAGGCAAUAGGUGCCAGACCUCAGUUCUUCUUUGGUGAAGAUGAUGAAGUUCGUUAUUUCGACGAUGAGACAAAGAACUACGGGGUACUUCUCACUACUCAAGGAAUCAUCCGGUCUCUGGAUUAUAAUUUUGACGAAGGUGUUGUGUAUUGGAUCGACCCUGCUAUACCUGCUCUGAUGAGGGCCUAUAUACCAGAGAGUGAUGAGACCACAGUACCUGAUGAACUGCCACUUUUGAAUAUAUACCGCCCUCAAAAUUUAGCGGUAGACUGGUUUGGAGGAAACCUUUACUGGACCGACCUUGGUGAGGAAACAGAUGAAGGUGAUGAUAACAACUCGAGGAGGAAGAAGAGAAACAGUCCUCAUCCCUCCUUAUCCAUCUCUACAGCAACCCUGGAUGGGCGUUACCGUCGUGUUCUAGUAGAGGAUGGUAUUGAGAUGCCGGCUGCUUUAGCUGUUAAUCCCCGAAGAGGGGUCUUCUAUUGGUCUGACAUCGGUGCCUUACCUAAGAUUGAAAUGGUUUGGAUGAAUGGUAAUGGACGUCAGAUCUUGGUAGAUACAACCAUUGAGAUGCCUACUGGUCUGGCCAUUGACUUUGCUAACAGAGAUACAGUAUAUUGGUGUGAUCAGAGCAGGAAUGCUAUCGAAUCAAUGGACUGGGAUGGUAGCAAUAGAAAGAUCUUGAGAGCUGCAUCAACCUUGUCCAGGCCACGAAAUUUGGAUGUCUUUGAGAAUAGCAUCUUCUUCACCACUGCUGCCCUCGGGACUGAGGGGGAGAUCCGCCGUCUUGACAAGCUAGGACGUGGUGUUUCUGUGACUGAGAUUCCUAACAUUAAUGAACCCAGUGGACUAAAGCUCUAUCAGGAACAGAGAUAUAACCUCGAUGUUGUGAAUCGUUGUGAGGAUAGUCCGUGCAGUCAUCUUUGUUUUCUGAUACCGGUCAAUGAUGGUAGAACACGUACAAGGGGCUAUGCCUGUGGAUGCCCGGAUGGUGAUUCCUUCCAAACAGGAAGUACAACAAGAUGCAGAAGUGCCACCAUGGAGCCGCGACCUCUUCCCGAUCCGAUCCCUAAUUGCCCUUGUCUCAAUGGAGGAGUGUGUCUGGAUGAUGGAACGUGCGAGUGCAGAGAUGGGUGGACAGGAGAGAACUGUGCAGCUCAAGCUCUGAAGCAAAAAGGACUAAAUGCUGGAGCUACUGCUGGCAUAGCGGUUGGUUGUGCAAUUCUGGUUCUUAUCGUAGCAAUAGUUGUCUUCCUGAUUAUCAGAAAGAGAACUGGAAUUGUGAAAACGCCAAAGAGAGAAGGUCAUGUGACCUAUAGGACAGGAACCAAUGUAGAGCUUCCAUUCCAGGGCCAUGAUGCUCCUGAUCAUGCUGCCUUUGAGAACCCUAUCUUUGCCAACGGAAACCGUAACAUUGAGGAAAAUAUUUACAUGAACGACGAAGAGCUCGCUGCCGAGGGGUAUUACGACCCCAACACCGGGCUUGAGAAACCUCCCCUAACUGGAGGACCUGAUGAUGCUGUGUACCUCCCUGAAAAGAUGGGGAUUCCAGAAGGUGGUAUUGAUGCCUCUGCCAUCCCUCCUCCACCGGAUGAUCUGCCUCCACCCCCUCCUGAGCUUCAGAUUAGUGUAGAGGGUGGGAUGAAUGGUCAGGCAAGGAUGGUUCCUUUACCAGAGAUGGACCUUAUGACCCCGCCUACGUCUCCAACAUUUAGUCCAACCGAAGGAGAGGGGGACAGGAACACACUGGUCUUUCAGGAUGAUGAUGAAUGAGGACCAGAAAUUAUCUUGUCCUAUUCUGGAACCCAGAUAGACAAAAAACUCUUUGAAUGUUUCCUUGAUCAAGAUCCAGAAAUAUACUUCUACUUCCAAAGAUAGAAUCACUAAAGGAUUUUGAUUAAUCACACAUGUAUUCAUAGUUUUAGAUAAAUUAUUCAAUAUUAAAUGUACCUAUUAAAAAAUUGUAUGCUGUACCCCUUUACUGAGCUCAUAACACAUAUUAUAGAAGUCAUCAUUAUACCAUAUGUUGGGGUCUGUACUAUAGUACUCUGUUUUCAUGGUAUACAUGUAAAACUAUGCUGGUAUAGUAGUGUAUACCAUGAAUGUAUGUGUGGUAUUCAUGAAAAUUUGUGCCUUUUAAAGUGUUUUCCAUACUUUUUUUAAUAGACCUAGGUUUAGACAUUUUAUAGCUAGAAACAAGAAACAAUAGAUUUAAAAAAAUCACCUUGACUAAAAAGUCAUAAACAAUUCUAAAAUACUCUGGUGUGCUUUUCUUCGUAAUUAUAGAAUAUGCCACCUCGAAUUGACAAAAGUACCAAAGAUUACAUUGUGUAGCUUCAUUGUGUUGAUAUAUUCAGAAUUAAUAGUGGUAUUGCUACUGUAUAUGAAUGUGUUAUGGCGUUUGUCCAUUCUAAGUGUUUUAUCGUGUUUACCAGCUAAAAUCGUGCAUUUCUGUUAAUCUCUUCCCUGAAUUGAUACCAAAGCUCUUCCAUGUUAUGUGAUAUUAGCUGUGAUGUAACACUUGGAGAAAUUAGUCUGCCAUAUAAAGCAGAGUGUAACAAUAAUUUCCAAUAAAGCUAUCAUGAAUUUCUCACUCAACAUUCUUCUUCAUAUAAAAAAUAUGUUUCUAUUGUUAUCCAAGCUUGAAUAAUCAAAUAACAUUAAUAUCUACACAAUUAUUUUUAACUGUAAAUGUGUAUAUUUGUUAGUAUUUCAUGUCCUGUUUGUUUUAAUUGAGUAUUCAAUUCGUUUUAGAAUAAUUGAGAGUACUUCAUUUCCUUGUUUGAAAAGCAACUAUCAAUAUAUGUUAACUUUCAUGUUUGUAUAUGUGCUGUAUUACCAUCCUUAUUGUCAGUACUUAAGUGACUGAGUAGCAACCAACUAACCUCUAUUAUAGUACUAUUUUGAAUGUGUACAGAUGUAUUCAAAACACAAAGAAUGUAUAUUCAAGAGAUAAGCUUCAAUCAAUUAAGCUGGGCUCCUAGCAAAGGGUACCUACUUGUGAUGAUGUCUGAUAAAGAAACCAAUCUCUUGAUAUAUUCCUGUGUGCAACAUCAUAGCCGAUAGGCAGUAUUACUGUAAUUAGAUGUUUAUAUUUUGAUCACAACUUUUACAUGUACCAAAAUAUUAGUAACUUUAUAGAUUUUCUAUGCAAACAUGCUGUGUUGCAGAUAUAUUUUAAAGAACAAUCAAUAUGAAUAUGUACAUAAAUUUGGGGAAAGAGAAAUUUUACAUUUGAAUGCAGGUAAGAAGUAUUGAAGUCAUUGUUGCCUAAAUUAAUAAUUUUCUCCAAAAAAGUCAUAAGAAAAAAAAGCAAUAUUUUCACUAUUUAGACUGGUGAUUAUAAUUUUUCUAAAACAUUUCCUAACCUGUUAACUGGACAAGAAAUUAGAUGUAAAUCAUUUUGUAGGAUUUAACUGUGAUACCAAACACAAUUUAAAGUAGUAUAUCCAAUUCAAUAUACCAUGUAGAUCAAAACCUCUGUUCAUCAUUUGUGCAAUGUAAACAAUGAUGAAUAUCUAAUGGAAUACUGUAUGCAUUGACUCGAUUCUUGAGAAAUGGGUUUAAAAAAUGGUUUAAAUGUACUUUUUAUUUCAAAAAAUGCUCCGAGUAACAGUAUAUAUAUCAAAUUUUUAUGUACAGUUGAUGUAGUCAAACACAUAUAUAAAUGUUUUCAAUUUGUAUGAUCCUUAAUACUAUUGAAAAUAAUUGAAACAAAUGUAUUCUUGUCUGUGUAUAUUUUUGAAUAUUUAGUAUUUUUAAAUGAACCAAUAAAUUGUAUACAAAAUA
Molecule: messenger RNA, 8155 nt
Organism: Lytechinus pictus (painted urchin)
Lineage: Eukaryota; Metazoa; Echinodermata; Echinoidea; Temnopleuroida; Toxopneustidae
Product: low-density lipoprotein receptor-related protein 2-like
Exons: 42
Coding region: 95-6139 (2014 amino acids)
Biological process (GO): receptor-mediated endocytosis
Cellular component (GO): signaling receptor complex; plasma membrane; apical plasma membrane
Molecular function (GO): hormone binding; protein binding; calcium ion binding
Source: RefSeq, a predicted model, not a curated record